Messenger RNA from Medicago truncatula (barrel medic), 759 nucleotides. RefSeq lists its product as uncharacterized. The transcript has 3 exons. The record is from RefSeq and is a predicted model, not a curated record. NCBI's taxonomy places the organism in Eukaryota, Viridiplantae, Streptophyta, Magnoliopsida, Fabales, Fabaceae. The coding region runs from base 1 to 759 and encodes 252 amino acids.
AUGACGACAGAAGCAAGUUUUGUACAACCAGCAAUUCCACGUUUUGAUGGUCACUAUGACCAUUGGAGCAUGCUAAUGGAAAAUUUUCUCAAAUCUAAGGAACAUUGGGAGUUGAUUGAGCCUGGCUAUGAUACUUCUAAGGAAAUAUGGGAUUCUAUGAAGAAAUUUUUUGAAGGAAAUGCAAGGGUGAAAAGGUCUCAUCUUCAAGCUCUCCGCAGAGAUUUUGAAACUCUUGAAAUGAGGUCUGGUGAAGGAGUAACAAAAUACUUCUCUAGGGUCACGACAGUGGCUAACAAAAUGCGAAUUUAUGGAGAGGAGAUGUCAAACGUUAAAGUGGUGGAAAAGAUUCUACGCUCUUUAACCGAGAAGUUUACUUAUAUUGUAUGUUCUAUUGAAGAGUCAAAAGACAUUGAUUAUCUUUCUAUUGAUGAGUUGCAAAGCUCAUCAAUAGUGCACGAACAGAAGUUCAAAAGACGCAGUAGUGAGGAACAAGCCUUGAAAGUGACAUAUGAAGGGGGAAGAGGUCGUGGUCGAGGUGCAUAUAGAGGAAGAGGAAGAGGUGGACCAGAUUUCAACAAGAACAGAGAAGCUAAUUAUGCAGCAAUUGAGGAAGAAGAAAUUCUUUUGAUGUCUUAUGUGGAGCUGUAUGAAGCUAAAGGAGAAGAUGCAUGGUUCCUUGAUUCAGGAUGUUCUAAUCACAUGUGCGGUGAUCGAACCAUGUUCAAUGUACUCAGUGGCGUAGUCAGGAUCCUGGAGUAG